This is a messenger RNA of Labrus mixtus (cuckoo wrasse), 2428 nucleotides long. RefSeq names its product tetratricopeptide repeat protein 39A. Gene Ontology annotation, molecular function: protein binding. The transcript is spliced from 18 exons. The record is from RefSeq and is a predicted model, not a curated record. Bases 275 to 1966 code for a protein of 563 amino acids. NCBI's taxonomy places the organism in Eukaryota, Metazoa, Chordata, Actinopteri, Labriformes, Labridae.
GGCAGUGAUGUCACAGAGGAGGAGUCUGCUGCGUUCACACAAUCUGUUGGAUCCACACACAUGAACGCAUGCCUUCACUCCGGAGCACUUUAGUCCAAUAUAACCAGUUUGGGAAGUCAAUGUUAUUCGCCUUUAAAAACGUAGGCUAUAUGCAACUAGUCUCUUGUAAAAGCCUGGAAUCACGGUGGAAGUGGUGAAUGCAGCUCGGUUUACCUACAGAUCCGCUGAGCUCUUUAACAGGUGUUUUUGGGGGCACGACGCCUGGAGGUAGAACAUGUCUAAUGGGAAAGACGCAAAUGCUGAGCAAAACAGCUCCUCACAGACGACCCUAAAAGAAUCCCUGGAUGAGUGUAUGGAGGCCAUGGAUCUCUUCCUUAACAACCACUUCAGCGAGAGCCUGGAGAGGCUGCGGCCAAGAGUAAAUGAGAGUAUGUACCACGCUCUUAUCUACGCCACGGUGCUGGAAAUGCAGGCCAUGAUGACUUUCCAGCACGAUGACAUCAGCAAUGCAGGAAAUACCAUGAAGAGUGCCCAGGAAGUCUGCCAGAGGUUCCGACGGAAAUCCCCAGGUAUGGGGAAUAAGUCAGGUGGGGACUCACUCACUGAAGAGCAGCUUCAUGCUGAAGUGUGUUAUGCAGAGUGUCAACUCCAGAGAGCUGCUCUCACCUUCUUACAGGAUGAGAAUAUGGUGAGUUUCAUCAAAGGAGGAAUCAAAGUACGAAACAGUUACCUAAUUUACAAAGAACUGCAUUCCUUCAUAAAAUCUCAAAGCUGUCUCAAAGGACCCAGCCACCUUCACUUAGAGGGCGGAAUAUCAUUUGGAAUAGGGGCGUUUAAUCUGACACUCUCUCUAUUUCCCCCACGGAUACUCAAAGUUUUGGAGUUUGCAGGCUUCUCUGGAGACAAGGAAUAUGGUCUGUCCCUCCUGCGUGACGGUGCUACAGGGAUGAAUCUGCGCUCCAUGCUGUGCGCUCUGCUACUGCUCUGCUACUACACCUUUCUCACAUUCAUUCUAGGGACAGGUGAAGGAGAGGUGGCUGAUGCUGAAAGCCUUCUGAUACCUUUCCGGCUCCGCUAUCCACGGGGGGCAAUCUUCCUCUUCUUUGCGGGCAGGAUUGAGGAGAUAAAGGGAAACAUUGAUGAGGCGGUGGAGCUCUUUGAAGAUGGCUGCAAAGCACAACAGGCUUGGAAGCAGUUCCACCACAUGUGCUACUGGGAGCUGAUGUGGUGUUUCACCUACAAGCGAGCAUGGAAGAUGGCGUACUUCUAUGCAGACCUGCUGAGCCAGGAGAGCCGCUGGUCCAAGGCAAUGUAUAUUUACAUGAAAGCUGCUUACCUCAGCAUGCUGCCAAAAGAUGAGGCCAGGCCUUUUGGGGAGGACGAGGUAGAGCUCUUUAGAAAAGUGCGCAUCUUCAAGCAGAAGAUAGCUGGGAAGUCUCCGCCCACUGAGAAGUUUGCUAUCCGUAAAGCCAAACGCUACAGAGGUCCCAGCCCCGUCAGGCUCCCGGUGCCAGUGCUUGAGAUGAUGUACAUGUGGAACGGUUUCAGUAUGAUCAGCAAGCGGCCAGAGCUGACUGAAGGCAUGAUGCAGACUUUGAUGGAAGCAGAGGGCAGCCUGCUGGAGUCUCCCGAAAAUGAGUACACACUGGACGACCGCUGCGUGAUCCACCUGCUGAAGGGUCUGUGUCUGAAGAACCAGGGUCUCCUACAGGAAGCUGAGGAAUGCUUCAACACUGUGAUUUCCAGUGAAAAGAAGAUCAGGUUUGACCACUACCUGGUGCCCAACACCCUGGUGGAGCUCAGUCUGCUUUACAUACACCAAGGCCGAAGGGACAAGGCCAUUAAACUGCUGCACAAGGCAAAACAUAACUACAAAGAAUACUCAAUGGAGUCCCGUACGCAGUUCAGGGUGCACGCCGCUCUGGCCAAACUUAAGGCUGAGCACGGUGAGGAAGAGGACUCUUAACUGAAGGAGGGCAGAUCUUCAUGACUGUUGAAACACUGGACUGGUUGCUCGACGGAGGGGCCUGUUUUCCGCUAGAUCCCCCAUUUCAAACCUUAAUUCAUCUUUUAGAAAGUGAUGUCUGGGUAAAUUUUCUGCUGUGUUCAGGGGAACCUUUUGAGGUGUUUCUGUCACAUGCUUCUCAAACAUUGUACAAAAAUGUAUAAACUCUAAGAAUAUUUACAAGAGCCCAUCUUUGUCAGGCUGGUUUUGAAGUGCAGUUUGGCAUUUUAAGUAGAACAGUGUAUAUAAAGCUAUAUUAUUCUAUGGACGAUGUUUUUAUAGUUAAGAUUAUAGAUUAAAGGACACUACAUUUUAAUCAACAUUUGAUUGAAGCCACUUUAUAUUAUUAUAUUAUAUAAGAAUUUUAUGACGAUGACAUGUGUUGAAAUUACUUUAUUUUACUUUAUUAAAAAUGUUAAAUGA